Molecule: messenger RNA, 1624 nt
Organism: Daucus carota subsp. sativus
Lineage: Eukaryota; Viridiplantae; Streptophyta; Magnoliopsida; Apiales; Apiaceae
Product: serine/threonine-protein phosphatase PP1
Exons: 4
Coding region: 271-1233 (320 amino acids)
Cellular component (GO): nucleus; cytoplasm
Molecular function (GO): protein serine/threonine phosphatase activity
Source: RefSeq, a predicted model, not a curated record
AGCGUUGACUUGUCCGCGUUGUUCCAUAUAAAAUGUGUGUAUAAUGUACGUGCCCACCAUCUCUUUUCUCUUCUUCUCAAUGGAAUCCCUCUUUCUCACUUUUAUCAUGAGCGGCUAAUCCACCGAUAGAAACGAAUGUUUUAAAACCCCAAUUCCAUUUACACCCUCAAUUCACUCCUCUUUGUUUUGCUACUUUGAGUACUAAUUUCAACAAACCCAGCUUUAUCUUUCUUUUUCUACCCUUUUCUUGAACCCCUCUUGAGUUCGAGGAUGGAAGCGGCGGCUCUUGAUGGGAUAAUUAAUAGGUUGCUUGAAGUGAGAGGCAAGCCGGGGAAACAAGUGCAGCUGUCGGAGUCUGAAAUUAGGCAGCUUUGUAUUCAGAGUAAAGAUGUGUUUAUGCAGCAGCCUAAUUUGUUGGAGCUUGAGGCUCCUAUCAAGAUCUGUGGAGAUAUACAUGGUCAGUAUUCUGAUCUACUGAGGCUUUUUGAGUAUGGUGGUUUACCUCCCAAAUCCAACUACUUAUUCUUGGGGGAUUAUGUUGACCGUGGGAAACAAAGUCUGGAAACAAUAUGCCUUCUCCUUGCAUUUAAGAUAAAGUAUCCAGAGAACUUUUUCCUGUUGAGGGGCAACCAUGAAUGUGCCUCUGUUAAUCGUAUAUAUGGAUUCUAUGAUGAGUGUAAGCGAAGAUUCAAUGUGAGGCUCUGGAAAGUAUUCACAGAUUGUUUUAACUGCUUACCUGUGGCUGCUCUCAUUGAUGAAAAGAUACUAUGUAUGCAUGGGGGCCUUUCUCCAGACUUGACUCAUUUGGAUCAAAUCAGGAACUUAAAGCGGCCAACGGAUGUGCCAGAUAGUGGAUUGCUCUGUGAUCUACUGUGGUCAGACCCUACUAACGAUGUAAAGGGAUGGGGAAUGAAUGAUAGGGGGGUUUCCUUUACCUUUGGAGCUGAUAAGGUGACGGAAUUUCUUCAGAAGCUGGAUCUUGACCUUAUAUGCCGCGCUCACCAGGUUGUAGAAGAUGGAUAUGAAUUUUUUGCGGAUAGACAACUCGUAACUAUAUUUUCAGCUCCUAAUUACUGUGGAGAAUUUGAUAAUGCUGGUGCUAUGAUGAGUGUGGAUGAGACAUUGAUGUGCUCGUUCCAAAUAUUAAAGCCUGCAGAAAAGAAGCCAAAAUUUGGGUUUGGAAGUACUACAACGACUAAGCAAGGAAGCCCUUUUAUUAAAAACAAGGUAUGAUGAACAUCUUAAUGUAUAUCCGAUGUCUCUUAAGGAUGCUGUUUGGGAUCUGUGGUACAUAGAGAAAGCCUUUUGUCAAAGAAACUGGAGUUUUCUUGCUUGAAGAUCAGAUCACCGGAAGCACUCUUUGGCAGAUUGAAAUAUAGCACAAACCUCCUGAUGAUAGACAGAGUUGGAGGGUUGUAAUUAGCGUUUCUUUUUCAAUGUUUGCAAAUUGCUUUGGCAAGGGACAAAGAUCGUCUACCCUGACAAGAAAACUGUUGUGUUUUUUUUUUCUUUUUGAAGUUAAAUGAUAAUGGGGAAAUCAAAACAUUGUUAGGAACUAAAGUUUAGGCUGUUGAUGCUGUGCUUUGCACUUUAAUGUGAUGCAUGUGGUCACUGUUUGUCCUAA